Messenger RNA from Ectocarpus sp. CCAP 1310/34, 6782 nucleotides. The record is from the annotation of a GenBank genome assembly. NCBI's taxonomy places the organism in Eukaryota, Phaeophyceae, Ectocarpales, Ectocarpaceae.
UCGCUUCACUUUGACCGCCACAAGAACCCUGCCACCACGUACCACAUGAGCAGAGGGGUCGAGAGAGAGACACACAACAGACAGAGACGAACAGACGGAGGGAAAAGGAGAAGCUAGCGAGAAGUAACAAUGGCCAUGGCUUUCAACCGGAAGCCUGUGCCUAAGUCGCAGAUGACGGCACCUCAGGACGGCGGGACACGGUGCCCGUCGUGUGGCGGCACCAACUUCAUGGACCAGCCAGGUUCGGGCGACCGGGCGUGCGCCGAGUGCGGAACCGUAGUCCAGGAGAACAACAUCGUCUCCUCCGUGCAGUUUAGCGAGUCCGGCGGCUCUUCCAACGUCGUUGGGCAGUUCGUGUCCGGGGACAGAGGUCGGCCCAGCGGGGGCGGCGCCGCCAGAGGCCGCGGCAGGUUUGGGCAAAGCCGAGACUCGCGCGAUGCCACCAUCCAGAACGGCAAAAAGAAGAUCAUCCAGGUCCUGGCACAGUUGCACCUGAGGACCACGCUCGCGGAUGAAGCAGCUCGACUCUUCGCGCUCUGCGUCACCCAAAACUACGUUCAGGGACGGAAGACGAUGAACAUCGUGGCAGCCUGCGUGUACAUCGUGUGCCGCCAGAACCACUUCCCCAUCAUGCUGAUCGACAUCAGCGACAAGCUGGCCGUGAACGUCUACGUUUUGGGCAAGACUUUCCAGAAGCUGAUCAAGCACCUCAAUCUGCAGACCCAGGUCCCCAUCGUAGAUCCCGCGAUGUACAUCAAGCGCUUCGCGGCGAAGUUGGACCUUGGCAGCAAGACGAACGCGGUGUGCAUGACUGCUCUGAAGAUAAUCGGUUCGAUGAAGAGGGACUUCCUCGCCUCGGGUCGUCAGCCGGCGGGCAUCUGCUGCGCGGCCCUCACCCUGGCCACGCGAGUCAACCGCAUCGAGAGAUCCAAAGAGGAGAUCCGAAAGGCCGUCAAGGUUUGCGACGCCACCGUCCGCAAACGCCUCCUUGAGUUCGAGGCGACCCCCACCUCUCAGCUCACCGUCGAGGAGCUAAACAAGCUGCCGCAGACCGUAGCCUUCCCGGGAGUGGAAGACGCUAGCGCUGCCGCUGGUGCCACCGGCGGCAGCGGCGGCGGCGGGGCGGGUGCAGGAGCGACCGCGGAGAAGUCCGUUCUAGUGAGCGACAUUCGGAUGGACCCUCCCGCUUUCAUCGCCAACCGCAUCCGGGAUGGUGCUCUCAAGAUGCCGUGGACGGAGCAGACGGUAACAGAGACUGCGGGGGCUAAGGCAGGUGCAGGAAAAGGCGCAAGCAGCGGCACUGGACAGAAGACCGGUAGAGCGAGCGCUCCUCCAGGCGCCAGCGCGGGUGCUCGGGGCGUGCGCCCGGGGGUGAAGAGGAAGCGGAGCCCGAAGGACAAGGCUCCCCGCUCCAAGAAGAAGUCGCCUCCGAAGCGGAGGCGUGCUGCCGCCAAAGGAGGGGACGCUUCGAGCGAUGACGGGAGCGGGGAGGAGGAGGUCGGAGUGGUCGGGCGGAGGAGGUCGCUGCCCAAGAGGAAGGCGGCGGCCAACGCUGCUGCGAACAAGGUGUGGGUAGAGAAUGACGAGGAGGGCGACGGGGACGACGGGAGUGGGGCCGAUGGCGGCGGCGGCGAUGACGACGACGACCCCGAGUACUCGUCUGGGGGAGAGGAGACAGAGGAGGAGAGCGCGCGACUAUCUUCCAAGAUGAAGGUCGAUGCUAACACGGAAGAGGGGCGGGAGGCGCUGACGCGGCACGUGUUGCACAUUAGGGCCACCAAGAGGGGUGCCAGCAAGGCCAAGUCGAGAGCGAAGCGCAGCAAGGUGGAGAGUGAGGUAUACUCUUGCCUGGAGAACAUGUUCGACGAGGACGAAGAGCGGGGCCUGAGCAUUGAUCGAGGUGGAGGCGGCAGCGGUAGCGGCGGCAGCGGCGGCGUUAGGAGCGCAGGCGUGGCAGCCAAGGCCAAGGAGGCUACAGGAGACAACGAUAAUGAUAUCGAUGGUGGCGGCGGUACCGCCGACACAAGCGCUGGGAAGGCGAAGUCUCCGGCACCGCCGGCUUCCGACGAAACCCUCAAGAUCAGAGACGGGGGUGCGGCCGGCGAGGACAGCGGGAACAAGGACCAGAACAAGGAGGAUGACAACGGCAACAAGAAGGGCGAUGACAACGAGCAGGACGAUGAGGAAGACGGCCUAGAGUGGGGGGUGUACUUGAGGACAGAGGAGGACAGCGACAGGACGAAGAAAGAGUGGGAGAAGGAGCACAAAGACUGGGUGGAAGACCAGACCGAAAAAUCAAGAAUCCUCUCCGACGAGACCGGUCUCAAUCCUCCUGGUGGGGUUCCGAAAAAGAAGCGCAAGUACACAUUUAGCGGGUCCCAUGCCGUCGGCAAGAAUUUCGGCGAAGCCAUCUCGUUGGAGGCCGCCAAGAGUAAGUCGCUCAAGAUCGACCACGCUGCUCUCCAGCGGGUCAUGAAUCUCGACGGGAGCCUCAAGCAGGUUAACGAGGGUGAUGACGUCAUGGAAGAAGUUUUCGAGGACAAUCUGGCACCCCCUGUGCCAUCGAAGAACAGCAAGGGAAUCCGCGGCCGGGGCAAAUCGCCGCUCACCGCAAGCCUGUCUUCCUCCUCCACCCCGGCAAUGCUCAAGCCGUUCACCGGGGGUGCCGUGCUGCCGCCCGCGCGGCGCGGAAACACCACCGCCACUGCCGCCUGCAGCGAUGUUGGGCCGAAGGCCGCCGCUGGUGGCGGCGCGGGCAGGGGCGGCGGCAAGAGAGUCGCCCCGAUCGCCCAGCCGGCGGCGGUGGUCAAGGCGCCGUGGGCCAGGGCCGGGCCGAAUGACGGCGGAGAGAAAGCGAUCAAGGACGCGCUUGCCUUGCUUAAAUCGGGUGGGUUGGCCGCUCUCCCCAGCGUCUCGGGCAAGUCUUCGCCUGCUGCUGCCGCCGGCAGUGGCGCUGGUGCUGCUUCGGCUGCGGCAGCUGCUCGAGGGACAAAGGCAGUGGUGGCCCCAGCGGCGACAGCGGCAAGCGGACCUGUGGCUGCCGCCGCCCCGGUGGCCACGGAAAGAGUGGAGGAAGUCGAGGGCGAAGAGGACGGCGAUGAGCCCUCUGGCGUGGUAGCUGCGGAAGAGUUGGAGGAGGAGGAGGAGGAGGAGGAUGACGAUGAGGAUGACGACGCGAUGUACGGGGAAUUGGAUGAUGACGACGACCCCUACGGCGAGGAGGCGUGAUUAGUCUCAGAGAGCCGAGUUGACGUUUAAAGUUGUCGGGCUGAGUGUCAUGUAUCGAGUGCUUCGCGGCUCAAGCGUGAAGGAUAGGUCUUUGCUCUGGGAAGCAAGGAGGUUUUGCUGUGUGCGUGGAUGUGGUUUCAGGUGCGGUAACGUUUACCAGAUGACCGGGGCGUAGAUGGACCGAAAACUGGGUGAAGAAUUGACGGCGGGAGAAUAUCGGCAUGUGGUGUAAUGCUCUGUCACAUGGGACGGAGUGCUGAUUUUAUCCCCCUUAGGGCUAGAUCGCCUUUUGGGGACACUUUUUGUCCCCAUCUUCUUCACCUGCUUAACCUCGCGAAGAAUGGCACGAUUGUCUCCUGCUUUGAACUACUCGACCAGGGGGGUGCCAGGGUACACGGGGACGACUGUAUGCUUUGUAGAGUGGAGGAGUAUGAGGGUGAUGAACAGGUCGAAUCGGGGGACGAUUACGCCGCGGGUUCAACAGCGAAGUUGCGCCUCUUCUGUCUACCCUUGGGUGGAAAGCGCUAGUAUUAAUAGGGGCAAGCGCGGAAGAAGUACCUAGCCCACCGUUGAUAGGAGGCACCGGGCAACCUAGGGCUUGGGUUCCCUCUUGAGAAAUAUCUUGAAAACCUCCUUUUCGUGCCCCGUUUACCACGCUCCCGCCAGUUACUGUCUAUCAUCCCUAUCAAAUGUCCUCUCGAUUCGAGGGGACAUUUGAUAAGGAUUAUUGGCAAGGGACGGCUCAAGUGGGAAGGCAGCUUUGCACUUGCACCCAGGGAUGGAGCUAUCUGCACCAUCCAAUCAGCAGGCGUCGUUCGCUCUUUUUCUUACAUCUCAGAAAUUUCGCAAGAACGCCGAAUUUUCUGUGCGUGGAUUACUUUUCGUAGAGGAUGCACAGGGGAACGAGCGCAGUCAAGGAGCGAGGACGCCAACCAGCAAGACCGCUCAGGAGUGACAUUCGCAGUUGCGAGGUAGAUGGACCAACGGGGUUGCCCAGGUCCCUCGCUCUGAACUUGUGGGCUUUGUGGCGUACAGGAAUGCAGUGCACUAACCCAUUCGUAGAGAGCGCUUGUCAUUAUUGUUCAAACUGCUUGGCACAGCAGGCGCGCCUUCCAGAUUAUCUAUGCGUUUUCUUCAGCCGCAUCGGCAGCAGCUGGCCGGUUUGGGGGCGUAAGUGUAAACAAGAAGUGCGAUCUAUCCAAGGACUGGAUGCUUCGUUUCAUCAUUCAGUAUCCCGCGCCUGUGGCCCACAGAAAAUUAGAAAUCAAUCCCUGCGGGGGGGCGUGGAAAUCAUGCCGAAUAAGGGUAACAUGUACUUCAUAAAUAUUACCUAAAUCAUUGUCACUUCCGAGCGAAAAAAUGUUUCACUCUUGACAUGUCCGGUGCGUUCAUCAUCAUUGGUCAAGCAACUCCCCGAAUUUUGGGAUCAACAGCAUCCGUUGUUUCGCACGAAGCAUCUCGUGUGUUUCUCUGUGGGGAAACCCGACAGCAUGUAUGUGUGUGUGUGUUUUCGUCCUAUUUAUUAUGGCGACAGUCCCCCCAUUUUUCUAGGUGAGACAUGUACUACACUUUUCAGCGUAUGUAGAGUACUACACCUUUCAGUGUAUUUUUCGUACAACUACAACCAUCCAGGGUCACACAGGAGGGGGUCCAACCCCCCCCUCCUAUGUGACCCCGGUUGGGUCGUCUAGCUAGUAGAAGUGGAGGAUAGGGGCCAGAAGGCAGACGACAGAGUCCAAUGAUGGGAGAAAAACAAACCAAAAACACAGGAGGGGGUAAACACCAGGGCUUUUUUCUUCUUUUUAUUUCUUUUCAUGCCCCACCUUCCUCCUGCGGUGCGAGCUGAAUUUAUUUUUAUCGCGACAAGGGUCCAGCCGUCCCUUUCUUUCCCUCGUCACGGUGCUAACGUCGAAGUUUGGUACUCACUAGAGCUUGUCAGCUAUAUUUCGCUUUCACCCGCACAUUUCGUAAAAUUUUCACCCCAUGGGGAUUUGAACUCACCACCUCUGCAACUAGCGGAAUACGAGGAUACCACCAAACCACCGGGGCGACCGAUGUACCAGCAUGUAGCACAGGUGUUCGUCUAUUUCCUCCCUACCUAGAAAUGAACUUAGUACAUGCGGAUGUGCGAGGCGUGUGGAAGUAUGCAUACACACUCACAGAGUUGCAGAGCCGCCCGGUUGUUGGUGACAUACAAGAACCAGUCACGGAUUAUGACAUGAUGACACAUAUCCGCCGCAAGGCAUAGGUAGGUGCGGUUGCCUUCGGCGUGCCCCCACAUUGCACUCUGUUGCACUGGCUUCACCACCCGCGCGAUAAGCACCGACAGCCCAGAGUGGGAGAUAAGCAAGCAAGACUAGAAUAGGCAGCCAUGGCGGCGCGAACGGCACCCGGGUCGUGCGACAUCCCUGAGUGCAAGAGGCCACGGCACCAAAGGGCGGGCAUCGUCCAUAACUUCUGCGGGCGGGACCCAUGCCAUGGAAGCUGUCUCGAGGGGACUAGCAGCGAAACUUGUCCCCGCGGCCGAUGCCACGUGAGACGAUUGUUGGGUCCCUUCUCUCAUGCUGAAGCACGAAUUUUACAUGGACCGCUUACCCUAGAGUCCUAUGCAUAGCAGGUCCCACUCCACCUCCAACAUGAGACUUGCGCCUCGAACAACAGACAGGCAGUUUGCUGAAGUCCGAACCUUCGUUGCUGUAAGUCGUUUCGGGGGGUUCCAUGAUUAUGUUCAUGUUCGUUCAUUGUCUGUAUGUACUGCGGUGUGCAGCGGUCCAUGUAGACUACGCAUUCAUAUUACGCAUGAAUGCUGUGAAACACCAAGCGCCGUGGCGUACUGAGUGAUCAUUGAGUAAUCACUUGCAAAUGAUGGUGUUGUGGCAUGCCAUGGAGUUGUUGCCCUGUAUCCCUCCACGCUAGGUGUUGCAAGUCAAUAGUUAGGUGUGCCUUUAUUAUUCGCAUCGACCGCGCUACCCCGUGUCCAAAUGCGAAGACGUCACAGCAGUGCCAGCGGAUAAUAUCAGGUCCCUGGAACGGCCAAAAGUCGAGAAUUACUCUACAUGCAAAUGCCAUAAUGAAUCCUGUUUGCGGCCUACGCCACUUAUUUAUUGGGUGAGACUGUUUUGGUGAUGUAUCAACUUCGCGAGAGGUAGACGACCGUCCUUCACACGGACGAAAGAGGGGGGGGCGAAUAUUUGCAAUCCAUGGAUAAUAAAGAGAACCACAGUCCAAACAUCCAGACGGGUCGAAACCCCGGGAAACCGCCCGGAGCGUCCCCGAAGAGGUUCUCCUCCCUCUAAUAAAAAAGCAGCUACAAUCACAUAAUCACGGCGGCGGCGGAGAGCCGUCUGAAGGCGGCAACACGCACCCGCACGCUGGGGGAUCACGAGGAGACGACACACAACGAUAACUGGAAUGCUUCCAUCCAGUGCUUCUCUGCCGGCCUCUUACGGUGCUCGUGAUGCUGGCGCUGCGGGAGCUUCUGCGGGCUACCCUGUACAAGCCCACUCCGUACAGCAACAACAGCAGCAGAUAUUGACCACCAGCCCUCCGCCGGA